Molecule: messenger RNA, 825 nt
Organism: Nanorana parkeri
Lineage: Eukaryota; Metazoa; Chordata; Amphibia; Anura; Dicroglossidae
Gene: TSPAN10
Product: tetraspanin 10
Exons: 2
Coding region: 82-825 (247 amino acids)
Cellular component (GO): membrane
Source: RefSeq, a predicted model, not a curated record
GUUCAGCCUGGUACCCCGAAAGAAGGCUUUCUACUGGUCCCCUAUCGCCCCAACCUGCUCAUCCUUCUCAUUAAAUAUUUCAUGUUCAUCAUCAACUCUGCCUUCUUCACCUUGGGAUUGGUCAUCCUGUGUAUCGGCUUCUGGGGCCUUUCCACCAAGCAGUCCCUGGUGGGCGAAAAAAUCGGAUACCUGGGCACCGACCCCAUGCUGGCGUUCAUACUCGUGGGCCUGGCGACGUGCGCCCUAUCGUUCUCGGGGUGCGUGGGGUUCAUUAGAGAGAACGCUUGCCUCCUCAAGACCUUCAUGGUUGGGAUGGCCGUUGUGAUAGCGGCGCAGAGCUUGGUCGCCGUCGUGGUCCUUUGUUUUCAGCAGCAGAUCCAAGGUUCCUUGAAGAGCACCAUGAUGGUGGCCAUGAGCAGAUACCAUGAUGAUGCCGACCUGAAGUUUAUACUGGAUGAGUUUCAGAUAGCCAUGGAGUGUUGCGGAGUGGAGUCCUACCGGGACUGGUCGGUCAAUCUGUAUUUCAACUGCACGUCCCCCGGAGUGAAUUCCUGCGGCGCUCCCUACUCCUGCUGCAUCGAUCCCCUCCAGAACGGCACGGUCCCCAAUACUCAGUGCGGAUUCGGCGCUCUGGGGAUGGGCGACAUCGCGGCCAGUAGCCUUAUCUACACGGGGGGCUGCGUUCCCCAGCUGGUCCUCUGGAUUCGCCGCAGGAUCUGGGAUAUCGCCGUCAUCUACGGCCUGCUGAUCUCCAUGGAAUUCGCCUGCAUUGUCUUUGGCCAGAAAGUGAUGCAGGAGAUCGAGGUGAUCAAACGUCGUUAUUGA